AUGGCCGGCGAGAGAUCAACCGCCGCUUUAAGAGUCCGUCGUUUACUCGAAGCACGCAACCGCAAAGGCCGUCGCCGUUUGACUUAUUACCGUCGACGACGUUGUCGGAAAAUCAUCAAAAGAGCAGACGUAAUCAGCACUUUACCUGAUGUGAUACUCCAACAUAUACUUUGCUUCGUUCCAACCAAAUUCGCAAUCAGAACAAGUCUUCUCUCAAAACGAUGGAGGCAUGUAUGGUACGAUGUACCUUCUCUCUACUUCGAUGAGUACAAACCUGAUGAUGCUUCUAUUGAAAAAACCCUAAGUUACCACACUGCUGCCAAGAUGAUGAACUUUCACCUCUAUACCAUGAACAAUCUCUACAUAGACAAGUGGAUCAAGUUCGCCAUAUCCCGCAAAGUGGAGAAUCUGUCCUUUGAAGUCGGGUGUCAUGUGUGUCCUGUUCCUGAUUUCUUCUUCAUCAAUCCCUAUGUGAAGCAACUCACCUAUAAGUUAACCUUCAGUGAUAAUUUUACUCCCAAAUACUCUGUGGUCUGGACAUCGCUGAGGAAGUUGUACUUGAGCUAUUGUAGAGUGUCUGAUGAAUCCAUUGCUAAGAUCCUAUCUGGUUGUCCAGUUCUUGAAAACUUAACAUUGUAUGUUUGCUAUAGACUGAAGGUUCUUGAUCUCAGCAAAUCAUUGCGUCUGACAACACUACAAGUAAACCACAACAGUUGUGUUCCAGGGCCAACACAGAUAAUAGCACCACAUGUCCAUAGUCUCAGAUUUAGAAGCUCUCUUUUACCGAGUACUUUAGUAGAUGUCUCGUCUUUAACCGAAGCGAAAAUUGACAUUUGCUUCUACCAUGUGAAAACGUUGGUGAGUGCUGAUGUUUUUCAAGUAAUGGUGCUAAAGAUGCUAGAAAAGUUACAGAACGUGGAGAAGCUUACUUUUGGAGGAAACUUUCUUCAGGUUUUAUCUCUUGCGGAGGUUUGUGGUGUUCCUUUGCCGAUGUUGAAGGUCAAAUAUUUGGCUCUCGAGACAAUGAUCUAUCAAUAUGUUAUUCCUGGUAUAGAAAGGCUGUUACAGAACUCACCUUGCUUAAAGAAGCUAAUCAUACGAACAAGGGAAUGCGACACCAUAGGGGGGGAGCACCUUGACGAGUACCUGACUACGCGAGGUUUGAAUCCUGAUCAAUGCUGGAGAUCAAAAGAUGGAGUCUUCUGGAACGAGUUCCGUUGGGAUGUAGAGUCAAAGAAUGUGACUUCAUUAGUGGAACUUGUGGUUAAAAACGCAAAGACACUAGAAAAGAUGAUCAUACUGUUGAACGAACGUUACCUUAGGUUUAAGUUUACGGAGCUGGUCCUUCCAACACUUGCUCAUCAUAACAACGUCUCCAUCAAUGUUGCUCUCUCAACAAAACUGUGGAAAUCAUAUGAAUGGUGUGAAUAA
Messenger RNA from Capsella rubella, 1431 nucleotides. RefSeq names its product putative F-box/LRR-repeat protein At3g18150. Lineage: Eukaryota; Viridiplantae; Streptophyta; Magnoliopsida; Brassicales; Brassicaceae. Gene Ontology annotation, molecular function: protein binding. The transcript is spliced from 3 exons. Bases 1 to 1431 code for a protein of 476 amino acids. The record is from RefSeq and is a predicted model, not a curated record.